Molecule: messenger RNA, 4401 nt
Organism: Esox lucius (northern pike)
Lineage: Eukaryota; Metazoa; Chordata; Actinopteri; Esociformes; Esocidae
Gene: plin6
Product: perilipin 6
Exons: 8
Coding region: 313-3684 (1123 amino acids)
Biological process (GO): lipid storage; positive regulation of triglyceride storage
Cellular component (GO): lipid droplet; cytosol
Source: RefSeq, a predicted model, not a curated record
UAAAUAUAAAACAUAUAAGCCAAAGGUAUAUAACAUUAGUAACGGAUCUACUCAUCUUUCAAUUUGUUAUGUUCUAAGUGCUGAGCGCAAUAAUCGGAUUCGUAUUUUGGUUUACCUGCACAUACUUUGCAAAUUGCAGAGGAAAGUAAAUAUUGCGCACACUUCAGCCGCGCAUUUAUUUCGAUCUCAACCGCUCUGGAAGUUCGUAAGGAGAGCAUUAAAUAUUCUGUCAGCCACCAUUUAUUAAAACUUUCGGGAAGUUUUCUCAACACAGAAGCUGCAAAUUGCUGAGGAUUGGUGUGAUUGGUGAAAAUGUCGUACAGAAAUACUUAUUACAUUGAGACCAACGCUGUCCGACGGGUGGCCCAUCUGCCACUCUUCGACUCCGCCCUGAGGUCUGUUGUUUCAGUGUAUACCGAGAUAAAAGGUCGUUACCCGCUCCUGGCUGUGGUGGGUGGUGUGGCCGAGAUCGGGGUGCGGAGUGUGUCCCAGGCCGCCAUCCUGCGUGCCGCCCCCAUCCUCCUGAGCCUGGAGCCCCAGAUGGAAGUGGUCAAUGAUUAUGCUUGCCUGGGAUUGGACCAGCUGGAGAAGACCUUUCCUGUUUUGCACCAGUCUACGGAGGAGGUAAUGGGCCAUCUGAAGGAUGCCUUUUUCCUGACCCUGGAUGACGUGCAGGUGCGUGUGAAUGACGAGCUGGACGGGAUGCAGGAGCGCUUGGGCAGGCUGACCAACACCACCUGGUACUACCUGCUGGCUCUGCAGGAGUCACAGCUGGGUCAGAUGGCCACCACGGGCCUGGACAACGUGCUGACAUUCUCAGAGGAGGCCAUGGAGAAGUACUUGCCUCUGCCACCUUCACUGCGCCUUGAGUGGGAGAGGAGGUUUCGACAGUAUGAGGAUGAAGAUGGGGAUGAUGAGCCCAGGUUGUGGACGCGGUUCCGCGGCCUCCUGCUCUGCCUGAGCCUGCAACUGUACCACCGCCUGCUGAAGCUGAGAGACAGGCUGGAGUGGGCCAUGGCCAUGUUACAGGACGCUGCCGACAGGGUGGGGCUGACCAGGCUGCUGGAGGUGGUGGGCUCCAUGCUCCAGAGGCUGCAGCUGCUCUAUAUGUCCCAGGUGUUCCGUCUGAAGGCCUUAAGCAGGCUGGCCCUUGACCAGCUUAAGACCAAGGCUCAGGUCCUGGCCGAACUGGGGCCUGUGAAGCAGGUGUUGGGUCUGCCUGCUCAGGUGCAGCAGGUGGUGGCUGACCUACAGGAGCUGGGCAAGAUCCUGUUUCAGCUGCUGGUCAACAGCACUCCGCUCUACAACAUGAUCCAGCAGCCCAGUGAUCAGGAAGUGGAGGAGUUUAUCACUCAGCAAGAAUCCAUGUCCUCUGACUCCAUCUGCCAUAACUCUGCCAACAGCCCCUUCCUAAAGGCCAUGGACGGCCGCCCGCACAGGCGCAAGAGCUCAUAUGCCCAGGAGCCCGACAACCAGCCUCCCUUUCAACAGGGCAGCGAGACGCAGGAAGACCAGCCUGCUUAUGUGGAGUUUGACAUCACUGUGAGUCAUCCUGACCAAAACUCAACUGAGGGUAGUGAACCUAACUUAGAAACCACUGAACACCAGUGCCCUGACCAAGACUCACAUGAGGCUGGUGAAUACAAGGUGGAGACUGCUGAGGAGCUGAACCCCAACCAAGACCUAGGUGAGGAUGGAGAACCAAACGUGGAGAGCGUUGAAGAAGUGAACCCUGACCAAGAUGUAGGUGAGGCUGAUGAACACAAAGCAGAGAGUGUUGAAGACCUGAACUUUGACCAAGACUCUGAUGAGGCUGUUGAACACAAGUUGGAGGCUGUUAAAGAUCCCAGUCCUGACCAAGACUUAGGUGAGGCUAGUAAACAUAAGGAUGAGACUGUUAGUGACCUGAGCCCUGACCAAGACUCAGAGGAGGCUGGUGAAGAGAAGAUGGGGAAUGUUGAAGACCUGAGCUGUGACCAGGAAUCAGAUAAAACCUUUGAACACAGGUUUGAGCCCGUUGAAGACCUUAGCCAUGACCAAGACUCAAAGGAGGCUACUGAACACAACAUUGAGACUGUUGAACUCCUGAGCUGUGAUCAAGAGUCUGAUGAAGCUGGUGAACACAAGGUGGAGACUGUUGAAGACCUGAGCCAUGACCAAGAGUCAGAUGAGGCUGGUGAACAACAGGUGGAGACCGUUCAAGACCUAAGCCAUGACCAAAAGUCAGAUGAGGCUAGUGAACAACAGGUGGAGACCGUUGAAGGCAUGAGCCACGACCAAGAGUCAGGUGAGGUUAGUGAACAACAGGUGGAGACCGUUGAAGGCAUGAGACAUGACCAAGAGUCAGAUGAGGUUGGAGAACACAAGGUGGAGACUGUUCAAGACAUAAGCCAUGACCAAAAGUCAGAUGAGGCUGGUGAACACAAGGUGGAGUCCGUUGAAGACCUGAGCCCUAACCGAGAGUCAGGUGAGGCUAGCAAACAAAAUGCGGAGACCAUUGAAGUCCUGAGCCGUGACCAAGAGUCAGAUGAAGCUGGUAAAAACAAGAUAGAGACUGUUCAAGACCUGAGCCCUGACCAGGAGUCAGAUGAAGCAGGUGAACACAAGGUUGAGUCCGUUGAAGGCCUGAGCAAUUACCAGGAGUUAGAUGAGGCUAGCGAACCAAAUGUGGAGACUGCUAAAGUCCUGAGCCAUGACCAAGAGUCAGAUGAAACUGUUGAACACAAGAUAGAGACCAUUGAUGACAUGAGCAAUGACCAAGAGUCAGAUGAGGCUGGUGAACAAGAGGUGGAAACUGUUGAAGGCCUGAGCCAUGACCAAGAUUCUGAUGAGGCUAGUGAACACAAGGUGGAGACAACUGAGUAUUACUUAGAUGCAGACAGAAGAGAUGAAAGCCCACCCAGGCGCAAGAGCCCGUCUUCCCACUCCCACAGAAGUUCAUCCAGUGCUGGCAACCCUGACCAGUCUCCCUCUCGCCAGGGAAGCCUGACUCCUGACAACCUGCCUCUCUCUCACCUGGAUCUCCCUUCUACCAGCAGCAUGCAUCGCCACUCUGCUGCUGAUGUCCUCCCAGGCUCCAUACUACAGUACCAUGGCUCAGAUUCUGAGCAGCCCUCAGAUGGAACUGUUCUACCUACGUUGGAGAUCACAGAAAACCACACAGACUCCAGAGAUGAGAGCCAAUCCAGACGCUUGAGUCUGCCUGUUCGCUCCCGCAGGGGCUCAUCCAGUAGUAAUAACCUGUCUAACAGCCGCCGGGGCAGCCAAGUAAAGAACAACCAGCCUCUCUCUGUUGAGUUUGACAACCUGGAUGUCCCUUCUACCAGUCCUCAGCGCCGCCGCUCCUCAGCUGAAAAUAUCCUUCUUAACCCUGUCCAGCACCUGACUUCUGAGCCGUCCUCAGACGAUACUGUUAUACCUGAAGUGAAGAACACAGAGACCCCAGAUGCAAUAGAUGAGACCCCACCCAGACGCAAGAGUCUUUCCACACAGUCCCGUAGGCGCUCAUCCAGUGCAGACUAUCCCCCAGCCCCGGAGCCAACCCCAGUCAACUCUACCAAUGGCAGCCGUGGCAACCAAAUGCAUGACGCCCUGGAGAUCGACACCCAGGCCCUCCCCUCUACCAGCGUUGAGCAUCGCCACCCCUCAAUUGUCGAUGUCCUCCUAGACCCCAUUCUACAGUAACCGAACCAAGAGCAUUCAAAACAAGCCGAAAUGAAAGAGACUGAAACACCAGUAGCAGAGACCAUGAAGCAAUAAGACACCAAUGUCCUAGAAAUAGACCACCUUCGCAGGCCCAAGUGCAACACACCUCAACUGAUAUUUGCUGUCAGGCUAAUCAGAGUUGGUCUCAGUUAAACAAUACACAUACCGUUGAUAGAGGGGGGCUGAUAUUGAAGCAGUUGCUUUGAGUCUGUGAUAGGGCAAUGGCAAUGUAAUAUGUUGAUCUAUAAUAAUAUAAGAUUAUGAUUAAUAUUCAAACGUAAAGAUUCAGACACUACUUAAAUUACUUUCAACUCUAAAUGUACACCUUUAGCAUGCUUAAUGUCCAUAGAAUUGUAUGACAUUAUAGAUCUUGUGUGCUCCAUAUUUACAGUUAAUUACUCUGUAGCUGAUGUUUUAUUCUGUUUUUUUGGUCUCUUUAACCUCAAACAUUAAGAAGUGAGAAACAAAGCUUGGUGGUAAAAUCAAGAAUGACAGGACCUAAAUGUUGAUGAUUGAGGAAAAUGUGGGGAUAGAGCUCAGAAUUAUAAUUGAAUUGACAGCAGAAUUAUAUUUGCCUUUAUCUUUAUUACAAUAUCAUAACAUUUAAUGUAAUAUAACAUAUAAUUAGGACAUUUUAGAUGGCCUAUAAAAUUCUUAAACACAAUUUUGUCUGUAUUUGAAUAAAGGUGAAAUGUA